Paralichthys olivaceus (Japanese flounder) is the source of this 2351-nucleotide messenger RNA. The record is from RefSeq and is a predicted model, not a curated record. NCBI's taxonomy places the organism in Eukaryota, Metazoa, Chordata, Actinopteri, Pleuronectiformes, Paralichthyidae.
AUGCAUCCAAUGCCAAGAUAUCUCAUGGAGAAAGAAGGAAACGUGUGCAGACUGACCAUCAAAGUGUGCAGACCCGAUGAUGAAUGUGAAUAUGCUUGUGGAAUAGACGAGAGAAGAACCAGAGCCAGACUCUUUGUUGAAGAGACGCCGGUGGAGAUCGUCAGACCACCACAGGACGUGUUCGAACCCCCGGGCUCGGACAUCGUGUUCGAGGUGGAGCUGAACAAGGACAGAGUGGAGGUGAAGUGGAUGAGGAACAACAUGAUCAUUGUCCAGGGAGACAAGUACCAGAUGAUCAGCGAGGGUAAAGUCCACAGACUGCAGGUGUGUGAGAUCAGACCUCGAGACCAGGGCGAGUACAGAAUCGUCGCCAAAGACAAAGAUGCCAAGGCCAAGCUGGAGCUGGCAGCUGUUCCCAAGAUCAAAACCACUGACCAGAAUCUGGUGACGGACGCCGGUAAACCUUUCCUCAUGAGUGUGCCCUACGAUGCUUACCCUCGUGCCGAUGCUGAGUGGUUCUUUAAGGGCUCGAGUCUGCCUGUCCAGAACAUCGACACCUCCACUGACAAGACCGAGUUCCGUUUGAAGAGCCCCAGCAAGGAGGACCAGGGCCGCUACAAAGUGCUCAUCAAGAACAAGCACGGCGAGGGCGAAGCGUUCAUCAACCUGGAUGUGAUUGACGUCCCUGGACCUGUCAAGAACCUGAGAGUGGUCGACACAGCUAAUGGAGAGGUCAGUUUGGCCUGGGAGGAGCCUGAGAGCGAUGGUGGAAGCAAGAUCAUUGCUUACGUUGUGGAAAGACGCGACGUGAAGCGUAAGACCUGGACUCUGGCAACAGAUCGUGCUGAUGCUCUAGAGUACUGUGUUGGCGGCCUCCAGAAGGACAGUAUGUACCUGUUCAGAGUCUCUGCCAGAAACAGAGUCGGCAGUGGACCCACUGUCGCCACCGAGGACCCUGUUCAGGCCAAGAACAAGUUCGACGUUCCUGACGCUCCAGAGACUGUCACCGUGGCCAGCGUGAACAAGUUCGGUGCCACCGUCACCUGGGAGCCUCCCAAAUUUGAUGGUGGCUCUGAGAUCACCGCCUAUGUGAUAGAGCUUCGUGACAGGACCUCUGUAAAGUGGGAGGCAGCCCUGGUCUGCAGCUCUGUCGACCGUUCGGCUGCACUGAACGAUGUAGUGGAGAACAAAGAGUACAUCUUCAGAGUCCGAGCAGAGAACAAGGCCGGCAUCGGAAGACCCAGCGCUGCCACAAACCCCGUCAAGAUCAUGGAUCCCAUUGAGAGGCCGAGUCCACCACAGAACAUGAACUACAGCGACCAAAUCAGUUCAGCCGUCACACUGACCUGGGAGACGCCCACCAGCAAUGGUGGUAGCAUGAUCACUGGCUACAUCAUUGAGAAAUGUGAUGAAGGCAGUGAUAAGUGGCUCCGCUGCAACGCCAGACUGUGUCAAGAUCUUUCCUACAGGGUGUCUGGUUUGAAACCAGGUCAGAAGUAUCUCUACAGGGUCUGUGCUGAGAAUGCCGCCGGCCUCUCAGAUCCAGCCGAGAAGCUUGGACCGCUGCUGGCUGACAACCCUCAUGUUGGUCCAGGCUUUGACCUCAGUGCCUUCAGGAACGGCUUAGAGGUCAUCGUUCCUCAGCCUCUAACCAUCAGAGUUCCGAUCUCCGGAUACCCGACACCCAGUGCCAAGUGGACCUUUGGAGAGAAGGAGCUGAUCACAGCAGACGAACGUGUCUCCAUGGUAACGAAGCCCACGUUCACGGAGCUGACAGUCAUGCCGAGCGUCCGUCCAGACAAAGGCACCUACGCACUGCAGCUGGAGAACGAUGUGUCUUCUGUGUCCGGAGAGAUUGAAGUCAAUGUCAUCGCAUGCCCCAGUGCUCCUAAGGACUUCAAGGUGGCUGAGGUGACACGUCACCACGUCCACCUGAUGUGGGAGGUGCCAGAGCACGACGGAGGAAGUCCCGUUACCCACUAUCAGAUCGAGAAGAGAGAAGUGUCUCGCAAGACCUGGGCCAAGGUGGCGACUGGCAUCCUGGACCUGGAGCACACGGUGACAGAUGUGAUUGAAGGGAAGGAGUAUCUGUUCAGUGUCAUCGCCUGUAACAAGUGCGGCGCCGGUGAACCGGCGUACAUCGACGAGCCCAUUAACGUCUCUUCUCCUGCCACCGUUCCUGAUCCUCCUGAGAACCUGAAGUGGCGUGACAAGAGCGGCAAGAGCAUCUUCUUGUCCUGGGAGCCUCCGAAGUACGACGGCGGUUCCCACCUCAAAGGAUAUGUUGUUGACAAGUGUCAGCGUGGAACCGAUAAGUGGGAACCGUGUGGUGACCCCAUCCCUGAGCUCAA